AUGGCAUCAGAGGUCCUCUCUCUUUCCCAGGUGCCAAUGCGGGCCUCAACUCAGCAGUCACAAUCCCCAUUUGACACUGGAGACAGACUCUUGAAACCACUUCAGAAGAAUCAGCUAAGUCUUGACAGUAUGAAGAUGCUAGAACCUGGUCGAAAAAAACUGAGCUCAGUGGAAACCCAGAGGGUGGUGGCAGUACUUGAUGAGACAAUCAAAAACCUUGAACAUGUCAGUCUUUUUCAGCAUGCAAUUGAAAACCUGGAGAGAUACAGUAUAGUGUUUGGCUCUGAGCUGAUGGGAGCUUUGAGGGAGCACCACAGACUGCAAGUUAACAUGCAGAGACAACUUAGUCACUUGAGUAAAGAAUCAACGGAAGAAAAGGGAAUGCAAGGAUUGCUGUGGGGAAAAACAAAUAUGGUGGAUAGGGCUCACAUGAAUUUUCUAACACUUCGUCAAGGAGUUCAAAGUUCAGUAAGAAAUAUCUUGAGGUGGUUCUUGGCUAACCCUACUGCCAGUAAAGCACUGAGAUCCGAAGGACAAAUAAGAGAUCAGGCUUUCCAGAAACUCAUCCAAAGCCUUUCAGAGUUGAGAGGAUUUCUUUUUGAGAUGCUCCUGACCAGCCCUCUUGAACAGAAAGAGAGGAUUCACUUCCUCCAGGAGAUCACAGUCCGUGACCAUAAGAACAGGGAGGCUUUGUCAGCUUUAGAAGAGGAGCUUAAUGCAGCUAUUUUUGAUCGUGACACUGAGAUUGCAAAGCAAAAUGAGGUUAUCCGGCAGUUGAAGAUCAGUUUACAUCAGCUGGAGAAAAUUUCGGAGAGCCAAGUGAGACGUACAGUGCAAGAGGCAGAGAAGCAGCAGAAGUCUGACCACCGUGCCUCAGAAGGGAAGUGUACAAAGCUCCAGCAGGACCUGCAGCAACUAAGAUCACAGCUUAAUGGCGCAAUUGCUGAAAACCGUGAGGUUGAGCUAAGCCUCAGAAAGAAAAAAUAUAAAGUUGAAACAGAAAUUGAAAACUGGAUACAGAAAUAUGAUGCGGAUAUGGGAGAGAAACAAACAGAGCUGGAAGAAAUAGAAUCUGUGUAUGAAGAGGAAAAGGUUCAGUUGGCAGAGCUAAAGGAGAAUCUGUCAGUCUUCGAGGUGGAGUAUGUCCAGAUUAUGGAAGAAAGACAUCAGGCCCAACUGAAGAAGGAAGCUGAAGAAAAGGAUUUAGCCAACAGGAACCAUGCAGCCACCAUCAUUCAGGCACACUGGAAAGGGUAUCAAGUCCGUAAAGCAAUGAAAUCAAAGAAAAAGAAGAAAAAAAAGGGAAAGGGGAAGGGAGCUAGUGGUAAAGGGAAAGGCAAGAAAGGCAAAAAGUAG
This is a messenger RNA of Staurois parvus, 1356 nucleotides long. NCBI's taxonomy places the organism in Eukaryota, Metazoa, Chordata, Amphibia, Anura, Ranidae. The record is from the annotation of a GenBank genome assembly.